Molecule: messenger RNA, 6994 nt
Organism: Paralichthys olivaceus (Japanese flounder)
Lineage: Eukaryota; Metazoa; Chordata; Actinopteri; Pleuronectiformes; Paralichthyidae
Gene: ppp6r2a
Product: protein phosphatase 6, regulatory subunit 2a
Cellular component (GO): nucleus; cytosol
Molecular function (GO): protein phosphatase regulator activity; protein phosphatase binding
Source: RefSeq, a predicted model, not a curated record
AUGUCGCCAUUUUGAUUCGAAAAAUAUGACUGAGUUUUUCCUGCCUUGCAUGCUAAAGUUAGCCUCGCGUUUGAAUCACUUUGUGCGUGAGUACGAGCCAUACACCGUAUAUCGGGGAUAACAGGCGUCGCUUUUCGUGCCGGGUAGCCAUUGACGUCGGGGAACUGUUCUAUUUGGCAGACUUCACAGCAACAUUCGGCUAACGCUAGCUAAGUUGAGCUAGCUAACAGUAGCCAGCGUUGUCGCAGGCUGACCCCUUCUUCAAAACAAAUCACUAUCCGCACACAGGCUAAUGUGUGUUAGCUAACACUGAAAGCUAAUAGUUAGCUGGGUAGCUGGAGGUUUAAUAGCUGGUUGCUUGACGUAAAACUCCACCAACUAACAGACAGGAGGGAUAGCCGCGGGUUUUCAAUCAAAGGUUAUGGUGAGCCUCUCCGUGUCUCAUCUCCUAAAGAGGCCUGCAUUUUAAGAGGAGACCCAUGCUGAUAAAUGCCAGGCCUCGCCACACUCUCUGUCGUCUGCACAAACACAAAUGCCUGCCUGCCCGUGGGGGAGGUCUGAUUAAAGAUAUCCACAUUUCAUCCACUGGGCUGUGUCCCCCGUCCCAGCGGCAACCAUGUUUUGGAAGUUCGACCUGCACACCACCUCCCACAUUGAUCAGCUGCUGGACAGGGAGGACGUGACGCUGAGAGAGCUGAUGGAAGAGGAUGAUGUCCUGCAAGAGUGCAAGGCCCAAAACCGUCGAUUGCUCCUCUUCCUCUGCCAGGACCACUGCAUGCAGGAGCUGGUCAGCCUCAUCACCACAGAGCCUCCUGCUGACCUGGAGGAAAGGAGCCGCUUUAAAUUUCCCAACAUUGCUUGUGAGCUCCUGACAUCAGAUGUGUCCAUUAUAAAUGAUAAGCUGGGCGGGGAGGAGUCUCUCCUCGAGAUACUAUACCACUUCUUGGAGCAGGAUCCACCCCUCAACCCGUUACUCGCCAGCUUUUUCAGCAAAACUAUCGGCAACCUCAUUGCCAGGAAAACCGAACAGGUGAUUACCUUUCUAAAGAAAAAGGAAGGUUUCAUUGGUCUGGUGCUGAAACAUAUUGAUGCCUCUGCCAUGAUGGACCUGCUGCUUCGCCUCAUCAGUUGUGUGGAGCCUGCCCCCUUGAGGCAGGAGGUCCUUCAUUGGCUGAAUGAGGAGAAUUUGGUACAGAGACUGACAGAGCUUAUCCAUACUGGUAAAGAUGAGGAGAGACAAUCAAAUGCGUCCCAAACGCUUUGUGACAUCAUCCGCCUUAGUCGAGACCAGGCCAAUCAGAUGCAGGAUGGCAUGGAGGCUGAUCCACUAUUGGCUGUACUAGAGUCGCAGGAGAGUGUGGCGGGGCUCCUCAAGAACUUAUUUGAGGGGGAGAGGAGUGAGGCCUCCAUCGUUAAUGGAACUCAAGUGCUACUUACCUUACUGGAGACCAGGAGGUCAGGGUUGGAAGGGCUGAUGGAUCUGUAUUCUCAGGGUUACGAAAGGUCUUACACUGUCAACAGCAGUAUUUUAAAUGCCAUUGAGCCCCAUUUAAAGGACUUCCAGCAGCUUCUUAUGGAUCCCCCCAAGAAAAGUGCAAUAUUGACGACCGUUGGCCUUCUAGAGCAGCCAUUGGGGAACGCCCGCCUUCAUGUGGCCCGGCUGGUGGCCGCCCUACUGCAGACCAAUGCCCCCAGUAUCUGCCAGGAGCUCUGCAAUCUUGCUACCAUGGACCUACUACUGGAUCUGUUCUUCAAAUACUCCUGGAAUAAUUUUUUGCACUUCCAAGUGGAGCUGUGCGUGGCAGCGAUCCUGAACCACCCUUCCUCAGAGGAGCGGCACGGUCCAGGUCUCCAGAACCACGAUGGGAACCCUGCAGCGUCUAACCCUGAAGUGCAGGGGGAGGCCGUGGAGACAGGCAGGACCGUCGACCCACAGACCUCCAUCCACAAUGCCCUUGUGGCACAUCUCUUCCAGAAGUGUCGAUUGGUACAGAGGAUCCUUGACGCCUGGGAGGAGAAUGAUAGAAUACAGUCAGAGGGAGGCACCAGGAGAGGCAACAUGGGUCAUCUGACCAGAAUUGCCAACAUGGUGGUCCAGAACCUGGAGAAAGGAUCAGUACAGGUCCAGAUCACUGACCUCAUAAAAGAGCUGCCAGAGGACUGCAGAGGCCGCUGGGAGAGCUUUGUGGACGAGACCCUGAGAGAGACAAACAGGAGGAACACGGUAGAGUUGGUAAGCACCCACAACAUGCACUCGUCCAGUGAGGACGAUGACAUGGAGAGCCCCUUCCCCAAUGACCUCUCUCUCCAGCAGGCCUUCUCCGACUAUCAGAUCCAACAGAUGACUGCCAACUUUGUGGAUCAGUUUGGGUUCAAUGAUGAGGAGUUCAAUGAGCAUGAUGAAAAUAUCAAUGCCACAUUUGACAGAAUCGCUGAAAUAAACUUCAAUCUAGAUGCUGAUGAUAACAGUGCCAAUGCCGCUGCCUUUGAAGCCUGCUGUAAAGAAAGGAUACGCCAGUUUGACGAUGCCGAAGAGGAGGAGGACAUUUGGGAGGAGAAGGAGAUCAACUAUGCAACACAAGCUAAAUCCAGAACAAGGUUUGGUGUCUCUCAAACCUCAGAGGGAAGCUCCAGGAGCAGCAUGGAGAACGGAGGCAGGGAGCAGGACCGCGGAUCUGAAUCUGAUGAGGACGAAGACGCAGAGCAAAACACAUCAGAUUCAGGUCCAGGCUGGACAGCGACUUUCAGGGACUCUGGAGGAACGACAGCCUCCCAGACCCCACCAGGGUGGGAUAGCUCAAAUCGGAGCGGAGGGGAGACACAUGAAACAGGCUGGGCCAACUUCACUGAGUUUCAGCCUUUCUCUGGCACAGAGACCAAUCCCAGGUGCAGCUCUCCUGUGGACUCAGAUGCAGAUAAACAAGCCAAACAAAACCAUGAGAAGAGCGUAGAGGUUAGUGCAACUCCUAGUGCUUGGCCAGUGGGAGAAGGGAGGAAAGCUCCUCUCGUGGCCUCAGACAGCAGCUCCUCUGGGGGAUCUGACAGCGAGGAGGAUGACAAAAAUGCUGGUGCUGCAGCCACCACCUCGGAAAAAGCAGGCGCCCCUGGCAACCAGACAGCUGACCUCAAAAGCGAGGAGAGUCCUGUAUCUCUGGAGAAACUCUCUCUUUCAGAUCCUCCUAAAACACCAGAGCAGCAGCCUGCUGACGAGUCACCUGUACACACAAAGACUGACAGGAAAGAGGAGACGCCACCUCCUCAAGAAGUGUCGGUCAACGGACCCGUCUGAUCAUCACCCGACGCAGAAACCCGACCGUGACGGUGCUGCGGACUGUCGGCCUCCUCCAGAGUGACUCCCCUAAAUAACCUCACUGCAACUAUGGUGUUUUUACUGAAUCACUCUGCCACGUUAUUGGACCUGGACACUGCCAAUCAACACCAAUAAUGAGGCGGCGGAACAUGUAAAAAAAAAAAAAAAAUCUAUAUGUAUGAAAAAUAAGAAAAAGAAAACCCAGACCCAACGGAGCGUAGAGGAAUCAUCUUCGAAGCCUUCUUUCUGAUGUUGCACAUGAUUACGUGCGGUUUAAAUGUAGCAGCGAUCUUUGAAAACGACAGGUCCGAGGGGUAAACAUCGUCAUCGUUAUUUUUUUAUGUCCUGAAAGAUUUCUCUCUCCUACCUGUUGGACGCCCGUCGUUAGGGAUUUUACAUGGUCACCCCGGAACGGAUAGCACAGGCUAACUUUUAACGAUGCCUCAACAAUAAAUACCUGUUUUUCAAACCUUUUUUUUUUUUUUUCCUUCGAGCUUCAGAAAAAGCACUUAUGCAGCCAUUUACUGUACAUGAUAGCACAAUGUAAGUGUUCUCCCCUCAUCUCUGCUGGCCGUCUUAUCUGCCGCCCCCCACGUCAAGCUUUUUUUUUUUUCUCUCUCUCUCUUUGGUUGCCGAUGAUGGAACAUCUCUCGUCGCCGUUCAUCACCAGGUGUCUGAAUGUUUUGAAGUGCUUCAGGAGGGUCCGUCGAGGAGGAGGGGCGGGUCAAUGAACAGAGUUCUAAUAGUAUUACUGUCUUUUGCUCAUGUGCAAUAAUGUCAAUUAGCCAUUUUAUUUAAAAAUGAAAAUCCGUUUUUUUUUUUUUUAAAGAAUCGACUUAGUAUUGGAGACCCAUUUGGUGUAGUUUUGAGCAAACAUUUGGAUUUAAUCUCUGAUUUUUAAAUUACAUUUUCUGUAGUUUUUUUUUGUAGUGCAUGUAUAACUGGUUCUCUGUUGACCUAGCUAGUGAGCUAAGACCUUCUGAUUGUAUUGACCUUUAAGUUCUUAUUACUAUCCCCCUUAAAUCAACCAAACAUUAUCUACCUAUAUACAAAUAUUAUCUACAUUUAAAAGUAAUUUUACAAGCAAUCUUGAGAUUACUAUUGUUGUCUGUUCCUUUUUUUUUUUUUUCUCCCUCUCUCCACCGAGCACUUACACACAGAGCGAGAGUGGCAUCUGAUCAGAGUGAUGCUGUAUGGGUUCUUUUUUUUCUUUUUGAAAGUUUAAUUUUAUUUCUCUCUGAGAAGCAGGAUUGGAAAGAGGGCCGGUCUGCUGGGUUCUGUUGAGCUCCAGGCCUCUUUGGUGUACUUAAUUCAAUCAUUUGACAGCGAUCAGGUUCUCCGAUCAUUGUUAAGAAAACAAAUUGAAAUUAAAAGUGUCUGGUUGACCACAUUAAUACCAAAGGUUUGGCGUUUACCCGUCUGGUUGUUGUCUUUCCAUCUCUGCAAACAUGAAGCCGCCUGUUGAUGAGACGUGGACGUUAAACUCUUCACCCCCCCCCCUGCUGGCGUUGUCACUUCUGGUUGAUCAGGUUACUUCAGGUCACAGUGCAGCGACGAGACUGAGCGCGGGUGUCGUUUGUUCUCUCCACCUACAGGCGCAACAGAGCUGUCAGGAGAGUGAGGGGAGAUGUCUGUCAGACUCAGUGUACACUAGUGAGAGGAGGUCAGAGGUCAGCUGCAGCAGCAGAGGCUGGUAGGAACUCACCUACAGAGCGGAAGCACACUGAUGAUGUCACGGAGCCUCUAUAGGUGGUUUAAAGGUGGUAUCAGCUCUCAGACUACAAACUCAGAAAGUUCCAUCACUGAUCAUUUACUCAGGUGUUGUGUUGAUCCAAGUCCCAGCCAACUGUUCAUUUCAGCCACAAUUAAAAGAAAAACUUGAUACGGUAUCAAUUCCAGUUCAAGCUGCCAUUGUUUAAAUGUCUGUGUCAGUACAUCCAUCCCAUUCUUGUGAUAUCACAAGAACUCAAGGUCAAAGGUCACUGUGGCCUUACAAACAAGGUUUUUGUCUCGUGAACGCAGCAUCUUAGGGAUUUCUUCAAAUCUGCAGUCAAACAUAAAGUGAUUCGAAUUUGGAGACAGUGUGAUCUCACAGAUCUUACCUCACAAACCCGUCGUCUUCAGAACGUCUUGAGCGAAUCCUUUUUAAUGUGUCAAAAGUGUUAACGUCAGGCUAAAGGUAACGGGGACCUCACUCUGCAGGCUGAAGCUGUUCUGGUUGACAGAGGCAAACAACCACAGGGCAGUAACUCCAGUUUUACAGGCGACUAAAAUAGAAGAUGUUAAUAACAGAAUCCUAAUUAAGAGCUGAAGAUACUUAAGCCUUCCAACAGUCAUGAUGUGCAGUAUACACUCACUGUAAGUAAUGACACACAAUAUACACAAACAGCUGACUCAUGUCUGAAUCCUGCAGUGACACAUUUUAAACCUUUGUCUGAAUUUCUAUUCUUACAAAAGAAUCAACAUGAACAAAACACAGUUGGACAUUUAAACCCACGGUUUUUAUUUGGAUCCUAAAAACUAUAUUGACAUGAUUGACAACAUAACCCGGCUCAGAAUGUCAUUUCUAAUAAAAAAACAAAAAUAAAUAAAAAAAGGAUUAUGUCAUAUUGCUGUGGUUAAUUUAGCUGUUGACUUGUUACCAUGGAGAGAUGAGUAAACGAGAGUGAAAAAGAUGAGCUGGGUCUGACUGGAUGUAGACGACAGUCAAAACAUGACGUCUUCACACAAGCUGGUUCUGGCUGCUGCGCCCUGGUCGCUCUGGUCCAUCUGCAAAAUCAUUCUAAGAUAAAAUGAUUAUGAUGAUGCUGCGGCAGACUGUUUACAGGCCAUCUGUGGCUGUAGAUGUUAAACUCCACACAGAUACUUGAGCGAAAGAUCUGGGUUUUAACAGCUUGCUCAUGAAUAAAAUAUAUCAGACAGGUAAGAUGAGGGGAUGGUUACUGGAACAGAUUUCUGGCCCCGAACAAGCAAAUCAAAUGGAUAAAUUAUUCAAGGAGCAGGUUUAGCAGCAUUUUUGGGAAACUUUACUGAGCAAAGUGAUCCUUUACUUAUCAAUUAAAACCGUUUCAUCAUUUUCAAGCACAAAAGACAAGAAAUAAUCCAGAUACAGUUUGUUAAACUUGAUUACAUGGUGGAUUUCUUUGUCUUAGAUGACAGUGAAUUGAGUAUUUGUUCAUUCGCAUUGUCUCCUGAACUGUUAGAGAAGAAACUGAUAAAUUGAGACAGUAAAUGUUGGCUGCAGCUCUAGUGUUAGAGGCGACUGAGGGCAGUGAAACACACUUUCUCCCUUUUUAAUGAUCAUAUUGACAGAAUCUCCCAAAACCAAAUGAAUGAAUCUGUACUUUUGGCAUCUUUGAUUCAAAUCUUGAACGAUGACUUCAACCUGACAUACAGUUACACGUGCAGCUCAUUUCAGCAGCCUGACCCGUUACAGUGUUAAACUGACAGCAGGUCAGUUUUACAGAACCCGGCGGUGGUCAGACCCGUGUCAUCUACACCCAGAGUUCCCAUCGCUGUGAGAGAGCAACACAGUCAAAUCCAACCAGCCUUUAAAAACCACCCCAGAGACUUUCUCUCACACACCAUCUCCACUCCUGCACUGACGUUGGUAGUGAGCAAGGACAACCGUGUUUAAAAAAAAUAAUACGAUGAGGAUUUACUUGUACAUUAUCUAAAAAAAAA